AAAUGGACAAGCUGAAAAAGUUUAAAGGGACUUCCCUCCCAUUGUAUAGGGGCUUCAGCUGCCAGCCAGAACACACACACUGACCAGUAUGGAGGGCGUCUUACUGUGCUGGGAAGCCCAGAGAGAGCUUAGGGCACUGGCUGAUCCUGUCCUGCUGCAGAGCCAGGUCCUGGAGAGGCUGCUGGCAGCCCAGGAGAGGUACAUCCCAUCCCCAACAUACUUCCAGAGUGUGCAGAAAGAGAUCCACCCAUAUAUGAGGAAAAUGCUGACAAGCUGGAUGCUGGAGGUAUGUGAAGAUCAGCGGUGUGAAGAGGAGGUCUUCCCUUUGGCUGUCAACUGCCUGGACAGGUUCCUGUCUGUGGUUCCUGUAGAGAAGCGGCGGCUUCAGCUUUUGGGUGCAACGUGUCUUCUGCUGGCCUCAAAACUCAAGGAAUCCAGUCCAGUGUCCACUGAAAGCCUGUGCAUGUAUUCCGACUACUCCUUCACCGGCCGGGAGCUGCAGUCUAUGGAGUUACUGGUGUUAAACCAGUUACACUGGAACAUGGAGGCAGUGACGCCGCGAGACUUUCUUCCCCAUUUCCUGGCGCUGCUGAAUCUGCCGGCAGAAAAGGUGCAUCAGGUCAGGAAGCACGCAGACACCUUCAUUGCACUGUGCACUACAGACAGUACUUUUAUUGCACUACCCCCUUCUAUGGUGGCUGCGGCUAGUAUUGCAGCUGCUGUGACUGGGCUGCGACCUGAGAAUUUGGGGAUGCCCUACUCCAGUGUGGCAACAACAAAGUAUCUUGCACAAGCCAUCCGUUGUGACCCGAACAUACUGAGAAUGUGUCAAGAGCAGAUUGAAGUGUCUUUGGAAUCCAGCCUUCAACAAGCUCAGAGAGACAGGACCCACGACUUCAAGGCUGUUGAGGAGGUUGAGCGAUCUAGCACUCCUACUGAUGUUCUGGACUUUGAUUUGUAAACUCUACUCACGAGCGCCGUUGUCACCGUACAUCACUGGAGAGCUGUACUUUGUGUGACCAGGGACAGGUUCUGUCGUUCCCUUGAACACAAGACCUUUUAUAAUUGCUGUGCAAAAUAUUUCAAAUUUACCCAAAAUUGUUAAAGGGACCAAUGACGUAUUUGUAAAUCAUAGACUGUAGAGUUCCCACUCCCGUUCCUGAAGGAUGCAUUAUUCCAUAUUUACAUUCCUUAACUUGGAGCUUAAACUAAAACGGAUAAGGAACUUAUGUUAUUUCUCCAUGUAAUCUGUAUCCAUUCAUAUGGACAGUACCUUAUUUCAUACGCUCACAUGAAAACAAUAUUAUUUCAUAACUGUUAGUACUUUGUUCUACCUGUGUUUUUAAUUACGUUUGUGUGAUUAUGUAAACAUGUAUUUAUUGAUCCUACUCGGAUACGUAGCAACUGGUGCUGGCAUCCACAGAAAUAUGGCAGCAUCCACUAAGCAACUCUUAACUUUCUGUUUAACCAGUGGGGGGGAGUUUACCCGCUUAGGCACAUCAACGUAUUGUUUUGAGAUUACGUUAAUUUUUUUUUCUAAAUAAUAAAAUUAAAAUUUUUGCUAUUAAAAACAAAAAAACAAAUAGCUGAUGAAAGAGCUUACUGUGUGCAACUAAGUAGUGUACAGAGCACUUUCUGGAUGCACACUCACUGAUGGCUAAUUACAGAGUGCUUCAAUACUCACCAAACUAAUGAUUUCCUAAGUUUAUAAAUAGUUUUUACUGGGGAGAAUUGAACAAAAAUAAAAAAACCAA
Messenger RNA from Pseudophryne corroboree (corroboree frog), 1754 nucleotides. Its product is annotated as G1/S-specific cyclin-D1-like. Gene Ontology annotation, molecular function: cyclin-dependent protein serine/threonine kinase regulator activity. Gene Ontology annotation, biological process: mitotic cell cycle phase transition; regulation of cyclin-dependent protein serine/threonine kinase activity. The record is from RefSeq and is a predicted model, not a curated record. Lineage: Eukaryota; Metazoa; Chordata; Amphibia; Anura; Myobatrachidae. The transcript is spliced from 5 exons. Gene Ontology annotation, cellular component: nucleus; cytoplasm; cyclin-dependent protein kinase holoenzyme complex. The coding region runs from base 89 to 961 and encodes 290 amino acids.